Oreochromis aureus is the source of this 768-nucleotide messenger RNA. RefSeq lists its product as uncharacterized. Gene Ontology annotation, biological process: cell surface receptor signaling pathway. Gene Ontology annotation, cellular component: plasma membrane. Bases 82 to 768 code for a protein of 228 amino acids. The record is from RefSeq and is a predicted model, not a curated record. NCBI's taxonomy places the organism in Eukaryota, Metazoa, Chordata, Actinopteri, Cichliformes, Cichlidae. The transcript is spliced from 4 exons.
ACCCACAGAAUGAAGUUUUACUCAAAAGCUAGUUUACUCAGAAAGGUUGGAGAUCCCAAGCAGAACUGAAAACAAGGCAUCAUGAUAUUUCUGCUCCUGAGCUUCCAUUUAAACUGCAUUCUAGUUUCAGGUUCCUCUUUCAGUGAUCAAGUCGACCAGACUCCAGCUAAUAUUUACACAACAGGAGAAAAUGUUAAAAUCUACUGCUCACACAGCAUUACAAACUAUAACCGAAUACUUUGGUACAAGCAGUCAAAAACACAGCUACAACUGCUCGGAUUUUUAUUUUCAGGUAGGAGUACUAUAGAGCCUGGAGUGAAUGUGACGAUGGAUGGGGGUGCAAAUGUAAAAGAGAAGUGCACAUUAACAAUUAAGGACAUCGAACUGAGCAGCAGUGGAGUGUACUUCUGUGCUGCUUAUUACCACAGUGUUUCCGCCUCAAGUGAUCAAGUCGACCAGACUCCAGCUAAUAUUUACACAAACGGAGAAGAAGCUCAAAUCUACUGCUCACACAGUAUUACAAACUAUAACACAAUUCUCUGGUACAAGCAGUCAGAGGAAACACUACAAUUGCUCGGAUACCUGCGUGUUGGCAAAGGUACUCCAGAGACUGGAGUGAAUGUAACGAUAGAUGGGGGUGCAAAUGAAAAAGAGAACUGCACAUUAACGAUCACGGAUCUCAAACUGAGCAGCAGUGGAGUGUACUUCUGUGCUGCUAGUUACCACAGUGGUAUGCUUUUGACCAUAGAGCUGCAGACGGGAAGUUGA